AUGGCCGGCCUGAUCAGGUUGCGUGCCAGUCUGAGGAGUUUGCCGUCAGUUCCUCGGUCGUCGUUUGCUCGGACACCUCCGGCUUUACAAGUGGCGGCUUGGUUUCCAAGCCCGCUAUUUCAUUCUGCUAACAUUCGUGAGAGCCGUGCUUUACUGGUAGCAGCACUGGAUGUAUCCAAGGAUGGGUCCUCGGUGGUUCUGGCGAAUAGCCAGCCUCCCAAAGGGGUUAUUGAGACAUCGCGCAAUGCUGAUGCAGUAUGUUUCGACGUCGAUAGCACCGUCAUCCUGGAUGAGGGUAUUGACGAGCUUGCUGAUUUCUGUGGGGCAGGGAAAGCUGUUGCUGAAUGGACAUCAAAAGCCAUGACUGGGACUGUUCCAUUUGAGGAGGCGCUGUCAGCCAGGCUGUCUUUAAUCAAGCCAUCUCUCUCCCAGGUGGAGUGCCUGAAGAAGAGCCAAGGUAACCUCGCCUAUUAUAAACUUCAUGUUAAUAUAUAUGGUAGCUGGAUUUCUCCUGGAAUGGCUGAUUUGGUUAAGAAGCUAAAAGCUAAUAAUAUUGAUGUAUUCCUUGUGUCAGGAGGCUUCCGACAAAUGAUCAAGCCUGUGGCAUUUGAGCUUGGUAUUCCUCCUGAAAACAUCAUUGCAAACCAUCUGCUCUUUGGCACUUCGGGGGAGUACGCUGGAUUUGAUCCCACAGAGCCCACUUCACGCAGUGGGGACCAUGGCUACAAGGCAGUCGUUAUGAUUGGUGAUGGCGCAACUGAUCUUGAGGCUCGGCAACCUGGCGGGGCAGACUUGUUCAUCUGUUAUGCCGGUGUUCAAAUGAGAGAGCCAGUCGCAGUAGAAGCCGACUGGGUGGUUUUUUAUUUUCAAGAGCUGAUCACCAAGUUGUCAUAA
Miscanthus lutarioriparius is the source of this 894-nucleotide messenger RNA. The record is from the annotation of a GenBank genome assembly. Lineage: Eukaryota; Viridiplantae; Streptophyta; Magnoliopsida; Poales; Poaceae.